Molecule: messenger RNA, 997 nt
Organism: Eucalyptus grandis
Lineage: Eukaryota; Viridiplantae; Streptophyta; Magnoliopsida; Myrtales; Myrtaceae
Exons: 1
Coding region: 342-692 (116 amino acids)
Source: RefSeq, a predicted model, not a curated record
UCGUAAAGAAAAAACAAGAGAGAGAGAAGGGGCGAAGAAGAUAAGCUCGAACUCCAGAGCCUCGCCCUCCCAAAUUCACCUUCACCGCCUCCUCUCCGUCCCUCGCCAAACGCCGCCGUUUCGCGCCGAGCAUCGGACUCCUCUCCCCUUCGCACGAAGCUCCCUAAAAUCCCCGACUUUCCAAAUCAAGAACCCGCAGCAUUGAAAACCCUCUCGCCUCUUCUUGCUUCUUCUCCUCCGUCGUCUCCUUCAGUCGUCGAUUCCCGAGGUCGCCGCCGCCGCCGCCCCGGAAGAGCCCCGGGAAGAGGAAGGGGGACGCGUGUUGGGAGCUGGAGGUUGACAUGGCGGUGUCCGACGCGGUGGUGGGGAACCUGACGACGAUCUACGUGGCGGUGAUCGCGGCGAUCAAGGCGUACGGGCUGGUGUCCGGCCGCAGCUUCGGCGGGGGGCUCGUGCUGGUGCUCUCCACGGCGGUGGUGGGGCUCAUCCUCGUCGCCACGCUCACGUGGGACGUGUCCCAGAAGGCCGCCCACGCCAUCGCCCGGGACGACGACCGCGCCCACGAGGUGUCCUGCAAGGGCGGCAUCUGCUGGCACGGCGUCGCCGUCAAGUCCCCGGCCUCCCAGGUCCGGUUCCACCUCCCCCCGCAGCAGCCGCCGCAGCCGCCGCACCACGGCGCCGCCGCCCUGUGAAUACGACAUCGAUUUCCACUUUUUCGAGCCCAUUUUCUUCCUUAUUUUUUUUUUUUUGUGUUUAGUUUACUGACUUUUGGCGAGAGAUGUGAGGUUACGGUGUCCUCUGUAAGAUGCGCGGUCUCUGUCUACUGUUGCUUGGUCUUCGUCGUGGUUCGUCGUUCGUCGAGUUUUGGUUUUUUCUCCUUGUCGAAAAAUCAAUAUGGGUGUUCUCCUUUUUUUCCUUUGUAAAAACAUCGAGGGAAAGCGCAUUGUAUACUUCUGUACGAUAAAUAAAGAAGGCAAUACGAGUGGAAUUUUACGUG